This is a messenger RNA of Aspergillus heteromorphus CBS 117.55, 1349 nucleotides long. RefSeq names its product toxin biosynthesis protein. Bases 111 to 1349 code for a protein of 412 amino acids. Lineage: Eukaryota; Fungi; Ascomycota; Eurotiomycetes; Eurotiales; Aspergillaceae. The record is from RefSeq and is a predicted model, not a curated record. The transcript is spliced from 5 exons.
CCCAGCAUCCCGUCUCACCCACCAGCUGGACUUUUCCAGCCAGCUCACUUUCUCACCCCAGAUAGAUCGUCAUAUAUAUUUCUCCGUCCUGAUAAGCGACAACUGCGAUCAUGUCCGCUUCCCACUUCAAGGUAGUGGAGCACGCCAUUCCCUGCCAGUCGAUUCGAGAGUAUCCCCACGCGGUCAGGGCAGACCACCCGCCAUUGCGGUUGGCAGUCAAGCAAUACAUUCCUCUCAACAACCCCAAUCCCAGCCCAGAUGAUCUGACCAUAAUCGCUGGGCAUGCGAAUGGGAUCCCCAAGGAAUGUUACGAACCCAUCUGGGAUGAGCUCCUCGCGUUGACCAAGGUCAAAGUCAAGGCCAUCUGGAUUGCAGACUGCUCGCAUCAAGGCGCGAGUGGGAUCCUCAACGAGUCUGUCAUGAGCGAUGAUCCGAACUGGUUCGAUCAUUCGCGAGAUCUCUUGCACAUGGUCAACCAUUUCCGCGAUCAGAUACAUCCCCCGAUCAUGGGAAUCGCCCACAGCUUCAGCUGCUCCCAAUUCGUCCACCUCUCCAUAAUGCAUCCACGACUCUUCCACUCUCUCGCCUUCCUAGAGCCAAUGGUCCAGGUCGAGAACCCCAGUAAACGCGGAGGACGCAGCCCCUCCCUAUGGGCGAGUUCCCGCCCAGACCAAUGGCCCUCGCAGGCCGACGCCGAGAAAUUCAUUCGCAGCAGCGCCUUCUGGCGCAAAUGGGACCCCAGGGUCGUGGACCGAUACAUCCGGUUUGGACUUCGACCUCUCCCCACGGCCCUUUAUCCCGACUCGUCCUCAGACGCGGUCACACUCACCACCACCAAGGCACAGGAGGCGUGGACGUAUCUGCGAUUCAACGCGACUCCACAGCGAGACAACAGUGAUUCAGGAGAGCGUUUCCUUGGCCCGGAUGUGGCCAUGGCAGGGAAGGACGGAGACAUGAACAACCGGCAAUAUGUCACCACCUCCCCCUGGCCCUGCAUCGCGUUUGAGUUCCUCCCCUAUGUCCGACCGGCGGUGUUGUUUGUUUUCGGGGAGAAAAGCCACAUUAACGUUCCGGACCGCAGACGCGAUAAGCUGCAGCGCACUGGGAAAGGGCUCGGGGUCCUCAGGGGAGCGACGCAUAUGGUGCCUCUGGAGAAGGUGGCCGAUAUUGGGCGCCUUUUGUCGGACUGGUUGGAGGCUCAGCAUGAGGCGUUUUGGGAGGAGAGGGAGUUCUUCCGGACGCAUGACAGUGGGAAGUCGGAGCAAGGCACGAUGGCUUUGUCGAGCCUGUGGGUGGAGCAUGUGAAGAAACCGGUUGAUACGAAACGCGAGAAGAAGUCGCGAUUGUAG